AUGGUAUUCAUUCAUGGUAGUGGAUUUUUGAUCGAUUCUGCAACUCGAUAUGGUGACAUCAGCAUUUGCAACAGUCUGUGUCAUCGUAAUGUUAUCGUUGUAACGAUACAGUCUACCGGUGAUGAAACAUGUCCAGGUAACAAUGGCCUUUGGGAUCAAGCAAUGGCAUUGCAAUGGAUAAAAGCUACGCGUUCAAAACCUGAAUAA
This is a messenger RNA of Brugia pahangi, 207 nucleotides long. NCBI's taxonomy places the organism in Eukaryota, Metazoa, Nematoda, Chromadorea, Rhabditida, Onchocercidae. The record is from the annotation of a GenBank genome assembly.